Juglans regia (Persian walnut) is the source of this 2370-nucleotide messenger RNA. RefSeq names its product polycomb group protein EMBRYONIC FLOWER 2. Gene Ontology annotation, molecular function: chromatin DNA binding. The transcript has 21 exons. Bases 275 to 2128 code for a protein of 617 amino acids. Gene Ontology annotation, cellular component: nucleus. Lineage: Eukaryota; Viridiplantae; Streptophyta; Magnoliopsida; Fagales; Juglandaceae. The record is from RefSeq and is a predicted model, not a curated record.
GAAAAAGAAAAAGAAAAAGAAAAAGAAAAUGGAGGAGCAACUCUCGAGUCAAAAUCUGACCCAAAAUCCAUCGUUACAACGUACUUACCAGUUACUUCUUCAUGACUGCCCUGCCUUUUGAAGACUUUCUGGAACCCCCACCUCUUCAGAUCGUACCGCUCCUGGUUGCUUUCUCAGGUCCGCGACCCCUUUAUCUAUUAUAAUGAAUCCCUCCUGAUUUUCUGAGCUUCCUGAGAGCUACGAAGCUCAAUUCCUGUUUAGAAUUGCGGAAGCUAUGUGCCGUCAAGAUUCCCGUGUGCGUAUGUCGGCCGAAGAGGAAGUCGCCGCGGAAGAGAGCCUCUCCGUUUACUGCAAGCCCGUAGAACUCUACAACAUUCUUCAGCGCCGUGCCAUCAGAAACCCGUCAUUUCUUCAAAGAUGUUUGCACUACAAAAUAGAGGCAAAAAAUAGAAAGAGAAUACAAAUGAAAAUUUCUUUACCGGGGACUGCGAAUGAAAGUUUACAAACUCAAAAACUGUUUCCCCUGUGUAUUUUCUUAGCGAGACUAGUUUCUGAUGUUGCAGAUGCUGAGGAUUCCGCUGUGUACCGCUUUAGUCGAGCAUUCAUCUGGAACAAUCCUAUCGGAGUAGGUGGGAGUACUCAAAUUCAAGCCAAUAUUAUUCUUCCUGAGAUUAAUAAGCUAGCACUGGAGGCCAAAUCUGGUUCACUUGCCAUCUUGCUUGUCAGCUGGGUUGGGGCUGAAAAUCCUUUGCCUGGAAUCGAUUUAACCAAGGGAUCUUUGGAUGUGACUUCUUUUCCGUUAACUGCUGGAGGAGACUGCUUAUGGGGCAAGAUACCAUUCGAAUCACUUUACUUAUCGUGGGAGAAUUCUCCUAACUUCAUCUUGGGCCAGAGGGCUGAGAUAAUUUCAACUGUAAACAUGCAUUCUUGCUUCUUAAAGCUGAGUUGUUUGAAUGAGGACAGAUGCAUCUCAAUUCAACUUCCAUAUAAUUCUGAAACUCUGAGUACAUCACAGCAAGUGCAAGUCAUCAUUUCUGCAGAAGAGAUUGGGGCGAAGGAGAAAUCUCCUUAUAAUUCAUACAUGUGUAGUGACAUUCCUUCUUCAUCAUUGUCUCAUAUUAUUCGGCUAAGGGCAGGAAAUGUCGUUUUUAAUUAUCGAUACUACAAAAAUAAGUUGCAGACAACAGAAGUAACUGAAGACUUUACAUGCCCAUUCUGCUUGAUAAAAUGCUCUAGCUUUAAGGGUCUCAGAUUUCACUUGUGUUCAUCACAUGAUCUCUUCAACUUUGAGUUUUGGGUGACUGAAGAGUAUCAAGCUGUAAAUGUGUCUGUAAAAACUGAAACGUGGAGAUCUGAGGUUGUUGCAGAUGGUGUUGAUCCUAAGCAACAAACAUUCUUCUUUUGCUCAAAGCCACUUAGACGCAGAAGACCGAAGAACCUAGUUCAAAGUGCAAAGCAUGUACAUCCACUCGCCUUGGAGUCACAGUUGCCAUCAGAAGUCUGUGAACUUCUAGACAAGGCUGAUGAUGCUCAUUCUAGCAAAGGUGAUAGGGCUCGUUUCUCAGGGGUUUCAAGUGCCACACCACAAUCACAUGUUGAUCCUGAUUGUGUUCAAUCAAUACCCGGGAAUAAUCUUGCAGCCCCUACCGUGCUACAGUUUGCAAAGACAAGAAAGUUAUCUAUUGAACGAUCUGAUCCUAGAAACUGUGCCCUGCUGCGGAAGCGACAGUUCUUUCACUCACAUAGAGCACAGCCAAUGGCACCAGAGCAAGUAUUAUCAGAUCGAGAUAGUGAAGAUGAAGUUGAUGACGAUGUUGCAGACUUUGAAGAUCGGAGGAUGCUUGAUGAUUUUGUUGAUGUGACGAAGGAUGAGAAGCUAAUGAUGCAUAUGUGGAAUUCUUUUGUGAGGAAGCAACGGGUGCUAGCAGAUGGUCAUAUUCCUUGGGCAUGUGAGGCCUUUUCGAGCUUGCAUGGACCUGACCUGGUCCGUAACCCUGCCCUGAUUUGGUGUUGGAGAUUAUUUAUGAUCAAGCUAUGGAAUCACGGUCUCCUUGAUGCGCGCACCAUGAACAAUUGUAAUGUUACUCUUGAACAAUGCCAAAGCCAGGAUUCGUAUCCUAAAACCUAAAGAGGUGAUUUUUUUUUUCUUUUUUAUUAUUUUCUGAGUCAGCAAAGGUAUGGGCCAAGAUGACAUGAUUCGUCACUCAUGUAUCAAUCUCGAUCACUACAUUUGCGGCAUCUUUAUUUUCAUUUUUGGGCCCCGAGUCUACCCGUCUGUUUCUCAGCACACCUUGUAUCCCGACCAGAAAAAGAAAAAAAACAAUGUAUUUUGUAUAAUUUGAAUUAUAGAGGAAUAAAAAUUCUGUUCCA